AUGGUGCUGGCCAUGGCAUCUCAGGAUGCUCACAACUUCUUCCAGCCUUUCUCUUCCUGGAUAUCUCGCAUCUACGAAGCUCUCCAGCAGGCAGGAGAUACCUUGUCAGCCUCGCUGGUUAGCUUAAGCAAACAAGACUCUAACCUGAGUGGACAGCCGGCCCAGGACUUUGAUGAGGUUCAGAUUCAGGAAACUUAUUACGAAGACGAAGAACAAGACAACGAUUGGAGUCAAGAGGAUGCAAAUUCCUUGUUUCUCGAAGUGGAACAUGUCUCAUGUUGUGAGAGUGAUUUGCAGGACUCUGCCCAAAGUUCAGGCCCCAGAGUUAACCCAAAUGCAAAGGGCUCAUGUUCUGUAACGUCCCAGUGGCCCGACCAGACCCUGGAUGACCAUAAGGUAGCACAUGGACUUUCUUCUAUUGCUGAGGAAGAAUGUUACCCUGAAAAGCAAAGAUGGGACCUUCAACACAGCUUUGAUAGCCAACUCCCUGCUACGUUAGAAAAUGUGAACGGAAAAAAUCAAGAUAACAGCUUUGGGGAUGAUGAGGAGCUGUCCACAUCUUCUGGCAGCGACGAGGAGGUGAUCAAACAAUUUGAGAUUUCUGUGUCCCGGUCCCAGAGUUUCCGUGCAGGGACCUCUGAGGAAGGAAAGCAGACAGGACUGGAGCAGAAACAGAAAUUCCACCAUUUGCCCUCUAACCGUGAAGAAGAUAGCACCGCAGUGUCUGCCUAUGAAGAUUUGGAUGGAGCCAGCCAGCUAAGUUAUCCUGAGAUUCCGUCAUAUGGUGAAGAUUCCCCCAUCACUGCCCGCUCACAGUCCUCAUGUGAAACAGGGGAUACCAGGCGCCAUGGUGCAUCUAGCCAAGAGACACGCGUGGCCCGAAGCCCCAGUCGCCAGUCCGCAGAGGGAAGCUUGGAGAGGGACACAGCUUUCAAUACCCAGGAACUGGAGGAUCCCUACGCCACCGACAGCUCUUCCAUGUGGAGUCCAGAGGAACAGGAUGAAACCAGUCUACAGGUGCCAUCUGGGAUUGCAGAGCCCAUCUCAAAGUGUGGUGACCUUGAUGUCGUCUUUGAAUAUAGAGCCGUGAGCCAGAAACUCACAGUCACGGUUGUGAGAGCACAGGGUCUCCCGGAUAAGGACCGAAGUGGUGUGAACUCCUGGCAAGUUCACACGGUGCUGCUGCCUAGUAAGAAACAGAGGGGCAGGACGAGCAUACAGCGAGGGCCCAACCCCAUCUUCAAGGAGAAGGUCACCUUCACCAAGCUGGAGCCCAGAGAUGUGGCUGGCUGUGCUGUCCGCUUCCGCCUGUACGCUGCCCACAAGAUGACCCGAGAGAGAAUGAUGGGAGAGAAAUUAUUCCAUCUCAGCCACCUGCACCCAGAAGGGGAAAUGAAAGUGACUCUGGUUCUGGAGCCAAGAAGUAAUAUAAGUGGUGGAGAGUCUCCGCUCAGCCCUUCUGCAGCUUCUCACCGUGACAGUGCCCCAUCCACACAGUUGCUGGCUCACGGAGGGGCACCAGAGCUGCUGGUGGGGCUGUCGUACAAUGCCACAACAGGGCGACUAGCUGUGGAGAUGAUCAAAGGCAGCCAUUUCCGAAACCUCGCCCUUCACCGAGCGCCUGAUACAUACGGAAAACUCUUCCUCCUCAAUUCUGUGGGUCAAGAGAUGUCCCGUUGCAAGACAUCCCUUCGGCGUGGCCAGCCCAACCCUGUCUACAAGGAGACCUUUGUGUUCCAGGUGGCCCUCUUUCAGCUGUCUGAUGUCACCUUGAUGGUUUCCAUUUAUAACAGGCGUAGUAUGAAGCGUAAAGAGAUGAUUGGCUGGAUCGCUCUGGGCCAAAACAGCAGUGGAGAGGAGGAACAAAACCACUGGGAGGAGAUGAAAGAGAGCAAAGGCCAGCAGAUCUGCAGAUGGCACUCUUUGCUGGAAUCCUAG
Messenger RNA from Lepus europaeus (European hare), 1938 nucleotides. It is a transcript of the gene SYT16, whose product is annotated as synaptotagmin 16. The transcript has 6 exons. The record is from RefSeq and is a predicted model, not a curated record. The coding region runs from base 1 to 1938 and encodes 645 amino acids. NCBI's taxonomy places the organism in Eukaryota, Metazoa, Chordata, Mammalia, Lagomorpha, Leporidae.